CCGUUGACAACCGAUCUCCAUUUCACUGUUGGUGGUGCUUUGUUCAACCUCUCCCCAGUUCAGCCCAAACUCUCCACAGCACCGACGUGUAUUGUUCCUCUGAACAUAUUACCAGUUGAAUUCCUCCUGCAAUGGCGAGUGGACACCUGGUAUGGGUUGGCUUCAUCGAUGGCCUCCUUCCAGUGGUGGGAUCGGUGAAAGAGGCUGUGGAGUGGGUUCUGGCUGUAGCUGCUGAUAAAAAGGCUCUGGCAGAUGAAAAACUUAAAGUCAUUAAUGGAAGACUUGGACAGAAAGGCAAAUAUGACAAGUCUUCCAGGAGUUCUUCAGGAUAUGCGUCUGACAGCUCAACCUCAUCAUCAUCAUCAACUUCUAGAUUCUCAUCUGGCCAGGCUGCAAUGGAUGUGGCAAGUGUUCCUGAUACGAACCUGAAGGACUUCAUCAUAGAAGUGGGAAAGGGAAAGGUACGUCCACCGACCGGGGGGCCACCAGUGAGAUCUAAAACUGAUCAGAAGAAAAUGCAAGACACUCGAGAAACGACACUGCGGAAGAUCCUACGCAUCAACCAGAAUUUUCAGUUAAACGACCCUCUUGCUGAUGAUGGUAAAAGGUCCAGAAGGGGAGAGCAUGUUAUCAACAAUGGUGUAAUUUCAUUUUAUCACAAAGUUGUGGAUGAUUUCAUGAAGGCGACCCACAUUCCAAACACACUUGGUGUUGAGUCUCCCCUUGAUAAUGACACACGUGUAGCCAUUCAGAAUGACUUGAUAGCGCAUUUUGAUGAAGAUGAGCUGUACAUCAAUGCUAAUGCACUGAUAUAUGGUGAGUACAGUCGUGUGCUGAAGCAGGCCCUUACAAAUUGGCUUGCAGCAGAAACCCAGGAAGUUGUUGGGGAUGUGAAUCGCUUUGUACAGGCCAUGAAUGAGGAGGAGGCAUAUGUAGAUUGGCUGGCAAGGGACAAAUAUAUUGGGAAUCAGAAUGCGAGACGAGUCCGUGUUGAGACUACCAGAGGACAGGUGGUAAAUAUGUUUACCAAUUGGCAGCAAUAUUUUCAAGCUGCUAAAACUGGAAUUAACACCAUAUUUGGUCAAGGGCAGUGAUAGUAUAGGGCUCAACCAAGGAUUUGAAAUGGAUAGAAAUUCAAGCAAAUAAUUGCUUUGCAAACUUGUGAAUUGUAUUGGGCUACAUAAAAAUGUUUUGGUUAAUAGGAGUAAGGUGGCAUGUUGUUACGUUGAAUAAACAUGUAAGCCAUGUUCUUUUCAUUUCAAUUAUGUUUAGUAGGCCUAUUUGUUCAUUAUGCCUGGCUCACU
Molecule: messenger RNA, 1304 nt
Organism: Engraulis encrasicolus (European anchovy)
Lineage: Eukaryota; Metazoa; Chordata; Actinopteri; Clupeiformes; Engraulidae
Exons: 3
Coding region: 132-1094 (320 amino acids)
Source: RefSeq, a predicted model, not a curated record